Messenger RNA from Cylas formicarius (sweet potato weevil), 1187 nucleotides. RefSeq names its product RNA 3'-terminal phosphate cyclase (gene Rtca). Lineage: Eukaryota; Metazoa; Arthropoda; Insecta; Coleoptera; Brentidae. Gene Ontology annotation, molecular function: RNA-3'-phosphate cyclase activity. Gene Ontology annotation, cellular component: nucleus. The transcript has 5 exons. The record is from RefSeq and is a predicted model, not a curated record. Bases 55 to 1110 code for a protein of 351 amino acids. Gene Ontology annotation, biological process: RNA processing.
AUAUUCUAUGAUAAUAACCUCUUUCAUUUUGGAAAUUAUUAAAUUAAUUUAAAAAUGCAGUCCCUAGUGGAAAUUGACGGGUCUACUUUAGAAGGGGGAGGUCAAAUUUUGAGAGUGGCUCUUACAUUAAGCUGUCUCAAAAAAAUUCCAAUAAGAAUAUUUAAAAUCAGAGCUGGGAGGAAAAACAAAACUGGCCUUCUGGAACAGCACUUGAAAGGAGUGGAGUUACUUCAACAAAUGUGUUCAGCUAAAGUUCAAGGCGCCCAAAUCGGCUCCAAUGAGGUGAAGUUUUGCCCCGGUGACCUACGAGGGGGCUUCUUUACAGCUUUUGUGAAAACUGCUGGCAGCAUAACGCUACUGAUGCAGCUCGCAAUUCCGUGUGCAAUAUUUGCUAAAGAACCAGUGACAUUAAGAUUGUUCGGCGGUACCAAUACCGAAAUGGCGCCCCAAAUUGACUAUACAACUGAAGUGUUCAGACCAGUAAUGGAAAAAUUUGGUGCAACAUUUGACUUUGAGUUGAUUAGGAGGGGCUAUUUUCCCAAAGGUGGUGGUGAAGUUAUAGUUACAAUCAAACCUAUUCAAGCAUUAAAGCCGGUAAUUAUGACUGAACUAGGGAAUGUAACUUCAAUUUAUGGUUGGAGUUUUGUUGCUGGUGUUUUGCCUGAGGAACCCUGCCAUCUAAUGGCAAAUGGAGCUGCCAGUGUUUUACGAAAAGUAUGUAGGAAUGUGGAUAUUGUAAAAUACAAGGAAGACAGAACUAUAGCGCCUGAUACAGCAUGUGGUAUAAUUUUAGUCGCUGAAACUGAUACGGGUUGCAUACUGGGAUCAAGCGCCUUAGGCAAAAGAGGCGUGUCCCAUGAAGCUACGGGCAGAAUGGCGGGGGAAAGCCUGCUGCAGCCGAUCGAAGGAGGUGCCUGUGUUGAUUCCUUCAGCCAAGAUCAAAUUAUAAUUUUUAUGGCUCUGGCAAACGGCCCUUCGGUAGUGAAGGUCGGCAGCAUUACUCUUCACACUAAAACAGCGAUUUUUGUGAUUGAAAAGUUGACUAAUGUCAGUUUUACGAUAACGCCCGAUUCGGAUUGCAACAUAAUUCGCUGUACAGGAAGUACUUAAGUGUUGGUUUAAAAUUUUUAGUUAUUGCGUAAACAGCAAUGUGGAGAACUUGGAUAUUUGGCUAAGGAAAACCAUAG